Molecule: messenger RNA, 1163 nt
Organism: Trachemys scripta elegans
Lineage: Eukaryota; Metazoa; Chordata; Testudines; Emydidae
Gene: RGS8
Product: regulator of G protein signaling 8
Exons: 6
Coding region: 148-831 (227 amino acids)
Source: RefSeq, a predicted model, not a curated record
CUUCUCUCUCCUUCAUAACCCCCUCCUCCUUCCACCAGCUCUUGUUCUUUUCAUGAGAUGCAGAGCUAGGAAGCUAGGAGAGUAGCCCGGUGCUGCAGUUAUUCUAGAGAUAACUGUGGUCAGGCUGGCUGCCCUUCACACUCCCCGAUGUACCAGGAGGCGGCAGACCCUGUCAUUCAGGGCCUCGACGAGCCAUGCCCAUCAAGCACCUGCCAAAACCACGUAGCCACCACCAUGCUGACAGCUACAAGACAGAGCCUCUCCGAUCACACAAUUGGCAAAGAUCCACAGGCCGUGAGGACAGGUCAAAGGCAGAACAGAGGGAUGAGAACUCGCCUUGGAUGCCUGUCUCACAAAUCAGACUCAUAUAAUGAUUUCACAGCCAUUCUUCCGGAUAAGCCCAACCGGGCUUUGAAAAGAUUAUCAACGGAAGAAGCCACAAGAUGGGCAGAUUCUUUUGACAGUCUCUUGUCCCAUAAAUAUGGGGUGGCUGCAUUCCGCGCCUUCCUGAAGACAGAGUUCAGCGAGGAGAAUCUGGAGUUCUGGCUGGCCUGUGAGGAGUUCAAAAAGACCCGGUCAACAACCAAACUGGCAUCCAAGGCCCACAGGAUCUUUGAAGAAUUCAUUGAUGUACAAGCUCCUCGAGAGGUGAACAUAGACUUCCAGACACGGGAGGUGACAAGAAAUAAUGUGCAGGAGCCCUCACUAUCUUGCUUUGACCAGGCCCAGGGGAAAGUGCACAGCCUCAUGGAGAAAGACUCUUACCCCAGGUUCCUGAGAUCCAAAAUUUACACAGACCUGCUGACCCAAACCCAGAGGAGGCUCAGCUAGAGCAGAGAUGGGACCCUCAGAAACCAUAAGCUUCCCAUGGCAGCCAAAACCAUUUCCAAAUGUGAAACUUCAUUGGUGUUAAAAAAGCAGGGGUAAAAGAGGAACAGGAGAGAGAAAGGGGGAGCCCAUUUCAGAGUGUGACCCAAACGCAGUACUAAGACUCUUUGGAGAGUCUCUGUGUGUGUUUGGUUAGUGGUAGCACCUAUCAGUUUCUGGCCUAUUCAGGAUCAGAAAUAUGUUCUAUGUGGUGCACUGGGUCAUCUAUCAAGAAGGCAGGUUUCCCAAAACUUACUAUACUGGUUAGUUGGUAAAUAAUGCCAAUAUGAACUUCC